GUGCGACAAAAAAAAAGAAAAGAAAGCACCCAAUAAAAGAGCUUCUUUUCCUUAUCCAAGCGAGUAUCAGGAGAUUAACUGCGUCUUUAUUCCACCCAAAAUACAAUCCCUAAAUGGAACUGGCAUUUAACCGACUUUAAGUAAUUAAAGAGACUAUAAAUACUCAAACCUACUUGACGGUGUUCAUGACAAAUUCUAGUGUUAACAACAACAAAUCUCUUGAAUUACUUGAAGAAGGAUCCUGAUUCUGCCCUACAUUAAUUUGCUUUUGAUUUAGUCUCUUUAAUUAGAAGGCGUAAAGUAAUGGCUCGUAUGAAGCAAGCCGCUCGUAAAACCAUCAGCGGAAAGAAUCCAAAGAAGCAGCUUGCCACCAUGGCUGCGAGGAAAUAUGCACCAACGGCGGACGCCGGCGUCAAAAAGCCUCACCGUUUUCGGCCCGGAACCGCCGCACUACGAGAAAUCAGGAAGUAUCAGAAGAGCACGGAGCUUCUGACUCCCAAGUUGCCUUUCCAGCGUCUGGUUCGUGAAAUUGCCCAAGAGUGUUCAGCGACAGAGGUGAGGUUCCAAAAUCACGCGGUUUUGGCUCUACAAGAAGCUGCGGAAGCCUAUUUGGUGGGAUUGUUUGAAGACGCAAAUCUGGCUGCCAUUCAUGCUAAGCGGGUUACAAUCAUGCCUAAGGAUAUCCUCCUUGCCAGGCGUAUUCGUAGAGAAACUAGCUUACUUAAUUUUACACUUCGUUGA
Molecule: messenger RNA, 741 nt
Organism: Oldenlandia corymbosa var. corymbosa
Lineage: Eukaryota; Viridiplantae; Streptophyta; Magnoliopsida; Gentianales; Rubiaceae
Source: the annotation of a GenBank genome assembly